UGCUUCUCACAGCAAAGCCGGAAAAAUCCAAAGAGAAAUGUCAUCUUGAGAUGGCCUUCUCUGCAUUGGCGUGUCGUGGUUGGGUCCCACCUGCGUCCUCCGUCUGAUCAUGGUCCAACGGUUGACGAUGAAUCUCCAACGUGAUCGCUGCGAUCAAGAAACAUAACGAAUGGGGAACCUCAUGUCCCACAGAAGUCACGUUCUUUGCGUGCUCUCCUCGCCUUUCUCUCUCUCUCCGUGAUCGCAUCCGAAGGCUUUCCCGUGAAAAUGGUUGUGGCCCAAAACAGCAUUGACAUGGAGGAGGGAAGCUUGGAGAUUGGCAUGGAAUACAGGACUGUUUCUGGAGUGGCAGGUCCUCUUGUCAUCCUGGACAAAGUUAAGGGUCCUAAAUAUCAAGAAAUUGUUAAUAUACGUUUGGGAGAUGGCACAACUCGACGUGGUCAGGUCCUGGAAGUAGAUGGGGAAAAGGCUGUUGUUCAGGUAUUUGAGGGAACUUCUGGCAUUGACAAUAAAUAUACAACUGUUCAGUUCACAGGAGAGGUCCUCAAGACACCUGUGUCACUGGAUAUGCUUGGACGAAUUUUUAACGGUUCAGGAAAACCUAUUGACAAUGGCCCACCUGUAUUACCUGAGGCAUACUUGGAUAUCUCUGGAAGUUCCAUCAAUCCUAGUGAGAGAACAUAUCCUGAAGAAAUGAUUCAAACAGGGAUUUCUACAAUAGAUGUGAUGAACUCCAUUGCUCGUGGUCAAAAAAUCCCUCUUUUCUCUGCUGCUGGGCUUCCACAUAAUGAAAUUGCUGCUCAGAUUUGUCGUCAGGCUGGUCUUGUGAAGAGGCUGGAAAAAUCUGAUAAUCUCUUGGAGGAUGGUGAAGAGGACAAUUUUGCUAUAGUGUUUGCAGCAAUGGGAGUCAACAUGGAAACAGCACAGUUUUUCAAGCGUGAUUUUGAAGAAAAUGGUUCAAUGGAGAGAGUGACACUUUUCCUAAAUCUGGCAAAUGACCCAACAAUUGAACGAAUUAUUACGCCUCGAAUCGCUCUCACGACUGCAGAAUAUCUAGCUUAUGAAUGUGGCAAGCAUGUUCUUGUCAUCCUGACUGACAUGAGCUCAUAUGCUGAUGCGCUUCGUGAGGUGUCUGCUGCUCGAGAGGAGGUGCCAGGUCGACGUGGUUAUCCAGGCUAUAUGUAUACCGAUCUCGCAACAAUAUAUGAACGUGCUGGUCGUAUAGAAGGAAGAAAGGGCUCUAUCACACAGAUACCGAUCUUAACUAUGCCAAAUGAUGAUAUUACGCAUCCCACUCCAGAUCUUACAGGCUAUAUCACCGAGGGCCAAAUCUAUAUUGACAGGCAACUUCACAAUCGACAGAUUUAUCCACCUAUCAAUGUGCUGCCAUCUCUCUCACGGUUGAUGAAGAGUGCCAUUGGGGAGGGUAUGACUCGUCGUGAUCAUGCUGAUGUGUCUAACCAGUUGUAUGCCAAUUAUGCAAUUGGGAAGGACGUUCAAGCAAUGAAAGCAGUUGUCGGAGAGGAAGCACUCUCGUCUGAGGAUUUGCUGUACUUGGAGUUCCUAGACAAGUUUGAAAGGAAGUUUGUAACUCAAGGAGCGUAUGAUACCCGUAAUAUCUUCCAGUCGCUUGAUCUUGCCUGGACCAUGCUACGCAUCUUUCCCCGAGAGCUUCUCCACCGUAUACCUGCCAAGACUUUAGAUCAGUACUAUAGCCGCGAUGCUGCUCACUGAGAGAUGCAAAGAUGAUAGCUCACCACCGUAUACCUGCCACGACUUUAGAUCAGUAGUACUAUAGCCACGAUGCUGCUCACUGAGAAGCAAAGAUGCCUUUUUCUUUUUCUUCUUCUUAAAUUAUGGAGGAGCCAAAGAUGAAUAAUAUGCCGCUUCUACC
Molecule: messenger RNA, 1894 nt
Organism: Musa acuminata subsp. malaccensis (wild Malaysian banana)
Lineage: Eukaryota; Viridiplantae; Streptophyta; Magnoliopsida; Zingiberales; Musaceae
Product: V-type proton ATPase subunit B 2
Biological process (GO): ATP metabolic process; vacuolar acidification; proton transmembrane transport
Cellular component (GO): proton-transporting V-type ATPase, V1 domain
Molecular function (GO): ATP binding; proton-transporting ATPase activity, rotational mechanism
Source: RefSeq, a predicted model, not a curated record